This is a messenger RNA of Drosophila virilis, 1675 nucleotides long. It is a transcript of the gene Atac1, whose product is annotated as Ada2a-containing complex component 1. The record is from RefSeq and is a predicted model, not a curated record. NCBI's taxonomy places the organism in Eukaryota, Metazoa, Arthropoda, Insecta, Diptera, Drosophilidae.
GUUGCUCAUCUCUAGCUCCCAUUCACGGCACGCGCAGACAAAUGGAAAACGACAACAAUCAAAAAGAAACGGAUACAAAAAGCAUUAGGGACGAGAGCGCGGAAAGCGAUGACGAGAACGAGGAUGUGUUCCACUUUGAGACGGAGCACUUGGCAUUACGUGGGAAUCAAUGCUAUGGCAAUCUGCUGCGGACCAUUGCCACGCUGCAGGCUCAGCGCAUUCGCGUCCAUCAACAAAUAGACGAGCUGGAGAAAGCGCGCGAUUUGUAUCUGGAGAAUCCGCAACUGUUGCUGGACAGAUUGCGCAACAAUGAGCCGCUGAUAGCGCCCAAUUACUUAACGCCCGUUCGCCUGCCAGAGUUGCCCACAUUAACAGUUAAGCAAGAGCUCAAAACCGAGACACCAGCCCCCAAUUCUCAGCCCACGGAGGAGGACAAGAACAAUAGGAAUGGCAGCAAAACGCAAACGCGUCUGUGGACGAACGAGGAGCAACUACGCCUGGAACAGUUACUCAUCGAGUAUCCGCCGGAAGAGGUGGAAAUGCGGCGCUUUGGCAAAAUCGCCAAAGCCUUGGGCAAUCGAACAGCGCAACAAGUUUUUAGCCGUGUCCAGAAGUACUUUCAGAAGCUCCACGAUGCCGGCAUGCCUGUGCCGGGUCGCUUGCCCAAGUACAGGCGAGCGGGCGGCCCCACACGACCCAAGUUUAACGUGCGCCGUUCCACAUUCUUUCCGGCCCAGAAUAUACAAAUACAAAUGCCAGAGGAUGAGUACACAUUGGAUGACCUGAUGCCCGUUGCACCGUCUCCGCCGCCACCGCCUGCAGUUAAAAUCGAACCCAAGCUGGAGCCAGAUGCGCUCGAAUCGGAGACGCAACGUAAGCAGCUACUGCAGCUGAAAAUAUUAACAGCCAUACGCGACGAAAAGCUGCAAACCGAGGACGGCUACAGUCCCGAUCCGCUGGCGCCCAAGUGCGCCGAAUGCGAGGAAUCGGCCGUCACCCAAAAGCGUUGGCACUGCAACAGUUGCUAUUGCUAUCUAAAUCUAUGCGGCGAUUGCCUAGCCCAUCAAUUGAUUACCGAGCAAUUCGAGCACCUGGCUCAUGAUGUCGUCGAGGAUCACGAGACAUGAUACAAAAACACACGCAGCUAAGCUUCGAAGCAUUCGUCAAAUUGUAUCUUUAUAGUCUGAACUGCAAGUCCAAGUAAAACUCCGCUGGUUGGGUUCCAAAACAUCUUUGCAUCCAGGUUUCGAUUCAAUAUAUAUAUAUAUUUUCAAAGUUUGUACAAAAGAAUUCAAUAUAUAAUUUGUAAACGCCCGUUCUACUGAAAAUAUUGCAAACCAUAAAUAUUUUCAUUUAGAAAUUGCGGGCAAGAUUGGGUCUCUACCCAAAAUUGCCAUCUACGGAAUUAUGUUUAGAUAUGAUUUAGAAUACUUUGGCGUUGAGUCUCUAAAAGCUUUUAAUUGUAAGCCUGACCUAUGGCUAUAUCAUCUGCCUGCUGUAGGAUCCAUAGGUUUUCUUUUCUGUCUUCAUAGACAGCUUCCCUUUGCUCCAUCAACACCUACUCCAUCCAUAAGUUCCAAGUUCUGUCAAGAUCGUCAUACUAUAUCAUAUUGUUGCUCCAGAAACAAGUACAAGUAAAACUUCAUCUUGCCUGCAAGUAAAUAUUUGAAAAGAA